This is a messenger RNA of Prionailurus viverrinus (fishing cat), 651 nucleotides long. Its product is annotated as cuticle collagen 14-like. The record is from RefSeq and is a predicted model, not a curated record. NCBI's taxonomy places the organism in Eukaryota, Metazoa, Chordata, Mammalia, Carnivora, Felidae. The transcript is spliced from 2 exons. The coding region runs from base 1 to 600 and encodes 199 amino acids.
AUGUCGGGGACCCGGCGGCACCGGAGCGCGGCGUCCAAAGAGUUCCUCCCGGUCCCGUGGGCGCGAGCCCGGGUCGGGGGGCUGCGCGAGCUGGCGGCGCCCUCCUGCCGCGCACGCACCGUCCGAACCGACAGCGCGGUCGGUACUGCGAGGACCUCGCGGACCGCGCCUCCCGCCGCGGGGAAAACCCCGGAGGCGGGGCCCCGCGCCCCCGCGCCCCCGCGCCCGCCGGGAACGCGCGCCGAAAGCAAAGGAAAAGCCGGCUGCGCGGGGGGCGGGAGGCCCGACGGGCUGACUCCGGCUGCCGUCCGCCCGCCUAGGUCAGGCCUCGAGCUCAGGACUCCGACGCGCUUUCGCCUCCCGGCGCGCCCGGGUCACAUGCCGGUGAUGCCGGCCGGGGAAGUCCGGGCGGGGGCCGCACACCGGCCGGGCCCCCUCGGCGCGCGCUCCCGACGCGCGGGGUGUGGCCACCAAGGGCGGGCUCGGGCGGCCCUGACGUCACACCCGCGCCCCCCACCCCACCCCCCAGCCAGCCCCGAGGUAUUUACCUUCGAAAAGUGGUGGCGGCUGCAGUCUGGGCCCAGGCCCCUGUGGCCCUGAAGACAUGGAGUUUGUAUCUGGAUACCGGGAUGAAUUCCUUGAUUUCGCUGC